AUGUCUAAAAUAUAUAAAGUUGUUAUAACAGCCGCUGACAGAUUUGUCCCUUCCAAGCUUCGUCCCCUUUGGGAACAUGAAGCAGGUCCUAAAACUAUAUUUUUCUGGGCUCCAGCGUUUAAAUGGGCGCUAGUGAUGGCUUCUAUCGAUGAUUAUCGACGCCCGCUCGACAGAGUGUCGACGACGCAGUCCGCUACUCUGUCCGCCACCGGCCUAAUCUGGACCCGCUAUUGCCUCGUGAUACGGCCGAUCAAUUAUUCGCUGUCUUUAUGCAAUUUCGCUUUGGGCAUCGCGAACGGAGUACAAUGUUUGCGCGCCUACCGUUAUCAAAGCGCCUCGAAAUCG
Messenger RNA from Iphiclides podalirius (scarce swallowtail), 345 nucleotides. Lineage: Eukaryota; Metazoa; Arthropoda; Insecta; Lepidoptera; Papilionidae. The record is from the annotation of a GenBank genome assembly.